Molecule: messenger RNA, 37655 nt
Organism: Lineus longissimus
Lineage: Eukaryota; Metazoa; Nemertea; Pilidiophora; Heteronemertea; Lineidae
Product: titin-like
Exons: 119
Coding region: 121-37650 (12509 amino acids)
Molecular function (GO): protein binding
Source: RefSeq, a predicted model, not a curated record
AGCUCCGAUACGUGCGCUAUGGACUACCAGUGCUUUGCGGAUUAUUUAUCUUAGUUAUGGAUUACUCAUACUGGCUGCUGUCUUGAAGCUUGCACAAAUAAUAGAUUAUAGUGAUUGACCAUGGCAAACAGGUCUGGAGGCUACCAAGGCACCCUCACACGAGAACCCACCAACGUGGGUGCCUACAGCCCGAGUGGUUAUGACUCCCUACUCAGACAAAGCAGGCAGGGACCAACACCGUAUCUCAAAGCGCGGAUUACUGAAGCAGCACAAAUCAUUGAGAUCUUGCGAAGAAGAGUCAUAUAUCUAACAGGUGGCCGUGACAAAAAUGGCGGACCCAUCUUGACGUUUCCAGCCUAUGCUGAAUGUGAGGAUGUGCCAUCUCAUGACAUUGCAGCCUGCAUCUCCUAUCUCACUACAGUGCCUUCAAAUAGGGGAUCAACUAGUAGUGAUAAGGAAGAAUCCCUGUACCACGGAGUCAGCAUCAUCAUCGACAAUCGCCAUGGUUACUGGAAGAAUCUCAAAGCGUUAUUCAAACUCAUCGCACAAACCAUCCCGGGCCAGGUUCAUCAGGUUUUGGUCCUCAAACAGGAGCAAAUCUUGGACAAACAGAAACUUAGCAUAAGUAUGGGCAGCUUUCGUAGUAAAGAAAAAACGCAAUAUGGAUUCGAACCGCAGUAUAUAUCGGCAAGUAAAAUCCAGAACUUCAUCCCUCGCCAUCAGCUGACUCCAGACUUAGGAGGAACACUGCCAUACAACCAUGAACACUGGCUCAAUAGCAGAACUGCCUGUGAAAAGUUCCUGCGGGAAUCGAGAGCAACAUGCAGCCAUCUCGACACCGUGGACUCGCAAAUCUCCAUCCACCUCAUGAACAAUGAUCAAAUCACCCCACAGGAACUCCUCGCCCGCCAUAGGACAUUACAAGAAUCCAUUAUACAUCAUCCGGAAAAAGUUAUCAGACAAGGACGAGAUCUUCUCCAAAAAUUAGACAGCGAUGCUGACUCGGGAUUUUCAAGCAGUCGGGAUGCUACUGUCACGCUAGAUACGAGAAAUAUGCAGAGUCUAAUCCGCAUUGCCAUAGAAAGGUUAGGGGCCAAGCUGGAGAAGAUCCGCGACUAUUGGGAAGAGAGGGAGCUGGAGUUGAGCAGUCACGUCCAGUUUACUGAUCUCGAACAUGGAAUUAAGACGGUGGUUGAAUGGAUCCUGGGACCUGCUGAAAAGUUACUCUCAUCUCAGGUUGAGAUAGGCGAUUCAUACAAGACUGCUGAUGAACACCGGAAGAGGCAAGAACAGCUGGAGUUGAAGUGUACAGAAACCUAUGGCACGUACGCUGAGCUCCGCCAUGAUGCCGACACUUUGAUAGCAAAGGGCCACGCAGCAGCUGACGACGUCCAGGCACAACGCGACUACAUGGACACCGUUUGCCGUAGUUAUGCCAACCGGUUGGAACGGCGGAGAAAUCUUGUUAUUUCUUCAUGUCGAUUUCAUAGAUAUGCCGAAGAGUUUUCUCAUCGUCUUGACGACCUGCUGGAGCUUCUCUGUACCGACAUCGUAGCUGAGGACGUGUCAUCCGCUGAGGAGGCGUUGCAGACUCUACAGAACAAAUGUGAUGCUAUAUGUGAUUCCGCCCAGCAAACCGUAGAAGAGGGCCAAAACCUACUCGAUCUCCUCUCCCUGCCCGUGAAGAACGCGUUCGGGAAAGACAUCACUCCCGAUUAUAAAAACGAGGUCGAUCACAUCGAGCGACUUUUGGAGGAGUUGCGAGAGCGCAAAGUACGAUGUGAUGAACUCUCGGAUGUCCGCAGGUUGAAACUUCAACAGAUAUUACAGCUGAGGACAUGUGAGAAAGACGCUGACCAGGCGAUCUACUGGAUCUUGGAGCUUUGCGACGUGAUGGUGAAAACGCACACGGAGAUGGGCCGAAGUCCCGACGAGGCGGAAAAUCUCCAGGAGGAACAUAGACAAUUUGAAAAUACUGCCAGGGGCACUUACGAAUAUGGUAAGCAGCUCCUGCAGGCAGCAUUGGUGCUAAGACGGUCACUGAGGUACGACGUGUUUCCAAAUAACGAGCGUGCACAGAAGUUGGCGGAUGCAUGGAAGAAGUUCUCACAGGGUAUCAAUGAGAGGGCAUCUCGCCUCAGUGUGGCUGCUGUCUUUCACAGGAAUGCCGAUAAGUUACUUGAUCAAAUUGAAAUCAUCCUCAUCGCGAUCAGUCAGAUGGUCAACCAAGAGAUUACCGUCGAACAACUCCAUAAGAAAUAUCGUCGACGGAGGAACCGCGUGCUCCCUGAGAGCAUCGAGACAUUCAAGAUGGGCCACGCCCUAUUGGAGAGGAUGCAACUACCAGUCAUAUUACAAGAAGGUACGGAGUUGCGACUGACGGUCAUCGACGAUGGUGCUGCUGAGGUGAUCCAAUCAAAACUUCACGCCCUCGAUAAACGAACAAAUGAACUUCGCAUGUAUUGGGGUCAAGAUGACGAGGAAGAUCAAAUAGAUGGUGCCACGGAAAACUCUGCGAGCGAUGAACAAAAUGGGCAAGGUUAUGUCUUCGAUGCCCAGGAAAACUCUGUGGACGAGAGACGACGCGAUAAUGGGCGACCUCACGUCAUUGAUGUCGAAGAGAUCGAGGAAACCAUGGUAUCGGAAACAACCGAUCCGCAGAUGAUGUCUGUGCGUCCUAACUGGCAGCGGGACGAUGAGAACAUGUCGGUGGAAGAUAUGGAAGUUGAACGAACAAUUGGAUUAAAUUCGGCGCCCUCUAAUGGAUAUUUCAAUAACUUCGAUGACGUUAUUCGGGAACUUGAGAAGAGUCAUGAUUGGAUUCGAGUCAAGAUUCAGACGAUGGAGCCUGACCUUAUGGAGGUCGGCUCCUCCCUGGAGGAGGCUCUCCAACUAAAGAAGGAACUUGAGGAACUAUGUAUCAAACUUACGCAAAAACAACAACAAAUCACAGAGCUUCUGUCCAAGGCGGAUGACCUCGUCACCCAGCAACAGACUGGCGGCGAGGUUUACCACGCUAUGGCGGAGUCACUUGGUGAAGCCUGGAAGGACCUGAACGCACAGUUGGACUUAAGACGGAUGCUGCUCGAUCAGAGUAUGGCUUUCCACCAGAGCGCCAAAGAUUUUGGAGACAGGAUGGAGAAUGCAGCAGGUUAUUUCGGAAAGAUAUCUUUGGCGCAGGAUGUGGAGAGUGCAAGACGACUGCUCCAGCAGCACAGAGAUAUCAAGAAAGGAAUUUUAGAAGCAUCAAAAAUGACACUAGAGCAAGGUCAAGCCUUGUUAAACAGAAUUCGUGAAAUGGGAAUGCAUGCGGACAUACAGAAUCGGCACGCCACAACAGCGGCGUGUUACGGCAUUGAACAUCUGCUAGAGUUACUGCACGACAGACGACGUCACCUUGAAGAACUAUGGUUGCAGCGCAAGAUCAAACUAGAGCAAUGCCUACAGUUGUGUCAGUUGGAUCAAGAAGUUCAGAAACUCUCAGACUGGUAUAAAGAUAUUGGAGAUGUGUACCUUAACCAGACGGAGCUUGGAGAUUCAGUCUCAGCGGCCCGAAAUCUACAGGAGAAUCACUUUAGAUUUGAACAUCAGGCAAAGGAUAUGCAAGACGCCGUCCUGCGCCUGGUCAGGCACGCAGACCAUCUACUGCAAGCGACCCACUAUGAUGAGGAAGGAAUUCGCCAGCGCUUGAAACUGAUUGAUGAGUGCUGCGAAAACUUCAUGAUCCGACUCGAUAACCGACGAAAAAAUCUUGUCCUGGCAGCCAAUUUCUUCAAAAUGGCCCAGGAAGCAUUUAUGAAACUGGAACAGAUCGAGAACCAGCUGACGAAUACAGAUCUCCCCCGGAACAGUGCAAUGUUAGCAGAGAAGCACGCCUUUUUGGCUAGCGCCAUCGGAGAGGUGACAACACCUGUUCUCCGUGAGGGCCGUAUCUUACUUGAGAGGGUCAGUAAGGACGACUCUGGAGCCGAUGGAGUUAAACAAACGGUUGAGUCUCUGCAAGAGCGUUGUAUCUCAUUGGAGGAGAUGUGUAGGGAACACACAGUUGUUGGGGAGAAGAGCGAUGCCUUCACCACCUUCCAGGAGAAAUACACAAGUGUACACACCUGGAUCGUACAGGUCGGGCAAGCCGUCCUCAACAACAGUCGUGAUAUGGGAAACAAUCUAUACGGUGCUAACGACUUUCUGGAAGCACAUCAGCAACUUGAGGAAGACAUCAGGGCUAAGAACCGGGAUGUGGAAGCUCUUGCCACUGCCGUUGAGGAUCUUGUAAAGGCCGAGGAUGUAGAUGCACCGGAGGCAGAGGAAAAGUUACGAACUUUACAAGAAAACUGGACACAGUUGAAAGCGGCGGUCGAGCUACGUAUCAGCCUGGCCCUGAAAUAUGUCACCUACUUGAAAGUCUCACAUCAGCUCACGCAACACAUGGACGGAGUUGAGGACACGCUGAAGACAAACAGACACUACCUGCAGGAUAUCAGCGAGAACAUCGUCAAACACGUCGACGAUAAAUGGAAAGCCACCCUGGAGAUAUUUGACGGGGAGGAAGAAACCGGCAAGGAGUUCCUCGAUGAAGCACCAAAGGCUGAAGAGGAUUUGAAACUCGAGUCGCGCAAAGCCGUCUUCAAUGUCGAGACGAUGAUCACGACGUUCCGUGAUCGCAAAGAGCACAUUACAAACCUGAUGGAGGUCUGGCAACAGUCGGUCACGUCGGGUAAAGAGUUCAAGUCAGAAUGGUCACAGUUCAUUCAGGACGCAAGAAAGACGAUUGAUUGGAUCAUGUUGGCAGAAAAGGAACUCUUCCAACCGGCCAUUGCUGGAAGGUUAGGAAACUCACGAGAAACUGCCGAGGAAAUGCAGCAGAAGGUCGCAAAGUUUGAUCCCACGGCCAAGAAGGCACAGGAGGAAAUUGAACAGCACUUGAUGACCGCUGAGGCCCUCUCCCUGAAGGGGGACACCAAGGGUCAGAAGGAGAUGAUCGUCAACGAGCUGUUGAAGGUCCACCAGCGCUUCCAGGCCCGCAUCAACGAGUAUAAGAUACUGCUGAACAUGACCAUACAGUUCUUCAAGAAUCUACACUCGCUGGACACCCUGAUCGAAGAAACCGAAAAGGAAUACCAGGCGUCUGAACUCCCAACGGAGGUCACCAAGGCCGAGCUGCUGCUUGACCACCACAUCCAGAAUCGCGACCAGAUGAACAAGAUCACGCAGUUCAUCGCCGACGAGGGCGAGCAGAUCGUUGUCAGAGUCCGCCAGCUCGACUCGGAGGAAGUUGCAAAGAAAGACGUGCAGUCCGUGUUGGAGCUUGCUGACGACGCGAGGAAGACAUGGGACAAGUCUUGGGAAGAGCAGAAGGAGAAACUCGAACAGAAUCUCCAGAUCUGUCAGUUCAACUACGACCUUAGAGCGAUCCACUACGAGGUCGACGACUUGAACCGUCAACUCCAGGCCAAGAAAGGUGACUACGGAUACAAUCUACAGAAUGCCAAGAUGAUCUCUGAGGCUUUCAAGCAGUUUGAAAUGACCAUACAGGUCAUUGAGACGAAAAUCCAGAACUUCAUAAGCACCGCGGAACUUAUGUUGAAAGAUAAACACUACGACUCUAAACACAUUCGUUCGGAGAUCGAUAAACUCCAGAAUAAAUGGAGUAGCUUCCACACAUCGGUCCACGAGUACCGCGAUCUGUUGGAAGUCUCCAUUCUAUUCUUCCAAAUUGUUGAGGAGUGUGAAGAGUGGAUCCGUGAAGGCAGCCAGUUCCUGUUCAACAUUGGCCGUCAAGCCCAGGACUGCAAGACUGCCGCGGAGGCUGCGGAGCUGGUCGACAAGGUCAAGAGUCACCUUGACCAAGGUCAACCGCCGCAGGAAGAACGAAUCAACAAACUUUCAGAGCUUGCAUCUCAGUUAUAUGGACCGCAAGCUCAGAAUCGAGUACGCCACGUCGUUGUCAAGUACCAUGACGUGAUGGACUCAUUCAAACAGGCAAACAGGCAACUUGAGAGUCUCCAAGAUGCCCUCAAGAAACGCGAAGAGGCUCCCCCUCCUCCCUCACCCGAAGUCUCAGAAUCCCCAGUGGAAGAGGUGAUCGCCGCAAAAGAAGAAUUUGCGCCAAUCGCGGCGGUCCCCAUUGGAUUCGAGCCAAUCAAAUUGCCUGAAGAACGUAAAAUAUUUCCACCAAAAGUGACGCAGCCUCUGAGGAGUGCUGACGUUAUGGAGGGGAUCAGAUUUACAUUUGAGUGCAGAUUCGACAGUGACGACAUCCCACAGCUGAUGUGGUACAAAGAUAACAUCCCGCUGAUCAGCCCGGACUACGAGACGCGUUACGACAACGGGCUCGCCACGCUGACCAUUGAGGAAACGUUCUCUGAGGACACAGCUCGCUACACCUGCCGAGCGACCAACACUGCCGGGAGCGUUGAGACAUCCGGUCACUUGACUGUCCGAGAAACACAACAGAAAAUCCUACCUCCCGAUUUUGCGAAAAAUCUCAAAUCGGCUGACGUCACAGAGGGUAACCCUUUCACAUUUGAAUGUCAUGUGACGGGUUGCCCGUCUCCGACCGUCUCUUGGUUCAAAGACGAUGUCAGCGUCGAUAAUUCCCCAGAUUUUGUAAUCACCAAAAUCAACGGAACUUGUUGCCUUAAGAUUCGUCGCGUUAAUAAGGGACAUGAUGCGCGUUAUACGUGCAAAGCGACCAAUCAGGGAGGAGAGUCUGCGUCAAGUGCGCGACUCACGGUUAUACCGGCUGAGCAACCUCAGUUCCGCGAAGGCCUAAAAGAUGUCACUAGCGUCGAAGGAAAGCCAAUCUGCAUUCAAUGUCGAUUCACUGCAAACCCGCAGCCUGAUGUCACGUGGCUGAGGGGCAGUGACCCAAUUAUACCGUCCAGUGUAUUUAAGAUAACUAUAGAAUCUGACUUUAGUAGUUUAGAGAUCACAGAAGCAUAUCCUGAGGACUCCGGCUCAUACACCGUGUUGUUACAUAACCCGGCCGGGGAGGCCUCCAGUAGCUGUACAAUCACUGUAGAGAGUACUUAUGAAACCGAGUCUGGAGCUUCAGACGCCGGCGAAGCGUCACCGCCCGUCUUCACACAACAUCUUGUUGAUCGCGAGGUGAUGGAAGGAGGCCGUGCGCGGCUUGACUGCAUCAUUGUCGGACACCCAGAACCAGAGGUCAUUUGGUUCAAGCACAACAAGCCUGUGAAGGAGUCCAAGGACUUCCAGCUGCUGUUUGAGGGCGACCGUUGCACCCUGAUCAUUCGCGAGGCGUACCUCGAAGACAGCGGCCAGUACAAAUGUGAAGCGAAUAACAUUCACGGGCAUGCCGAGAGCAUCUGUGAGCUACACGUGGAACCGUUGAGUGAGCUGAGCGACGCCGCCUCAAUCCAUAGCUUCACGUCCGAGAUGGCGCCACCGAGGUUCGUCAUGCUGAUGAAGGACAUCACAUGUCACGAGGGUGAAUGUGUCCAGUUCAGUUGCCGCGUUACCGGGCAACCCCAUCCGAACAUAUCGUGGUAUCGGGAGACCGCCCUAUUGGAGAACUCUCCUGAUUUCCAGUUGGUUUCGGAUGGUGAACUCCAGAUGAUGUCAAUCCCAGAAGCCUUUGCCGAGGAUGCCGGUACAUUCAUGGUGAAGGCCGUCAACCCCGCUGGCGAGGCCAAGUGCUACGCCAAGCUUACUGUGGCGCCAACUCCCGAGGAAGUCAUACACCAAACGCCCGUCAAGUCGAUGACGUUUACGCCUGCACCGCGGGAGGAGUUCCCGCUCGUUGACCACCGCCCACCGGAGUUCAUCAAGCUGUAUAUGGACACUACGCUACAGCCAGGAGAGGAUGUUACGCUAGAGUGUGCCAUUAUUGGCAACCCAGCACCAAAGGUGCAGUGGAUGUUCAAUGGUGAACCUAUUCGUAAUAAAGACUACCAGAUCAAGCAGGAGGGCAACAAGCACUCCUUGUACAUUCCAGAAGUUUUUGAUGAGGAUUCCGGACGGUUCUCGAUUACUGCUGAGAAUCCGUCUGGACGAGCUACGUGCUCCGCCAUGUUGACUGUCGAGGAGCCCACGCCAAGCAGGCCUGCUCCUAUCAAGGAAAGUUCCAGCUUCCUGAAGCCUUCAGCGGCCAGGAAGAGGCCAACACCAAUCGAUAUCUCCAAGGCUCAAACUACAUGGCAGCCCAAGCCAAUCGCACCAGAGGCAGCACCCAAAGUUUGGGCACCAGUGGCGCCACCAUCUCCAUUCAAAACGGUGAAGACGCCGCCAGUCCAGCAGAUGAGACCAGUCUCACCACCGAUACAGGCUGUGUCGGCACCGCCAGCGUACGCGCCUGUGGAACCAGCAUGGCCGACGUCUGCACCGAUUCAGGCCUUGAAGACGCCACCUGUAUUCAUGCAGCAGAAGAAGCCGAUGUUCGCGCAGAAGUCGCCGCCUGCUCAGCGUCGUGUUGUUACGCCUGUGAAGUCACCACCAGUGCAGAGGCGGCGUACGCCAGUGUCAUCGCCACCGACGCCCAGAAAGGUGCCAGAGUCGCCACCUGUCUAUGGCCACGAGAAGCUAACGAUUGCCCCAGAUAGGCCGGAGAUGUUCAAAUCGACUAAAGAUUUGACACCAAAGUUCAAACAAGUUGAUGUGACGAUCGCUGUUCCAGUGCCGCCCAAGUUUGUUCAGCCGCUGAAGAACAUUGCUGCGGAGGAAGGAACGCGAGUCAUCUUUGAGGGAGUCGUCACAGGAUCUCCUGAACCAACCAUCAAGUGGUACCGCGAGAGCCGCCCAAUCACUGAGAAACCUGACUUUGAGAUCUCGUUCCGUAACAAUCGGGUGUCGCUGUCAAUCCCGGAAGUCUUUGAGGAAGACGCCGGCAAGUUUACGUGCAAAGCUGACAACAUGGCUGGAUCGGCGUCCAGCACUGCUGAACUUAUUGUGAAAGCAACCAUGGUGCCACCAUCUUUCCCACAGCGCAUGCAGAGCCAGGAGGUCAAGGAAGGUCAAUCAGUCCGCCUGACCGUGAGGGUCGCUGGCUCACCUGCGCCCGAAGUCACAUGGUUCCGCGAAGGUGCCAAAAUUGUGAGCUCGCCCGACUUUGAGAUAAUUGCGGAGGGUGACUUGCACACACUGUACAUUCCAGAAGUAUUCUAUGAAGAUUCCGGAAAGUUCUCUGUCACAGCGGAGAACCAAGCCGGUAUGGCUGAAUGUACUGCAGAACUUAUUGUAGAAGUUCCAUCAGCCAGAGAAGAAACAUCGUCUCCUACCCCGCCACGGUCACGUGACUCGUCCCUCGGGGCGUCACCCGAGAGGCGGGCACGUGCCGAGAUAUACCAUGCUAUCGAGGAGCGUAGAUCGCAUGAGGAGCGCAAGUGGACGUUCAGAGUACCUAGCGCGAGUCCCGAGAGACCGCCCUCCAGGAAGGUUACACCCGUCCACAUUGCUCCCGUUUUUACUAGGCCUCUCCAAAACACGUAUGUGAAAGAAGGCCAGAAAGUGGUGUUUGAAUGUGAGGUGACGGGCCAGCCCGAACCCUUGAUCAAAUGGUACCACGACAACUCUGAGAUUAAGAAGUCUCCAGACUUCAACAUAACGUUAGACCACAACAUGUGCCGACUCGUGAUUGCCGAGGUUUUCGCGGAGGAUGCAGGCCAGUACACGUGCACAGCAAUUAACCCUGCUGGCAGCAAGUCGACUUUCUGUUACCUCAGGGUUGAACCUGAGCCAGAGAAGCCUCCAAGUCCACCGAUGAGGAGAGCUGUCGCAGAGCCUGUACUCCGACCAGUCGAGAUGCCAAAGGCCUACGCCACCAUGACCGUGGAGACACCACGUUUCAUUAACAGGCCCGAUGACUGUGUCCUCGUUGAGGGAUCCUCGGCGUCAUUUACGUGUAGAGUCGCUGGAAACCCGAUGCCAGAGGUUUGCUGGCUCAAGAACACUGCCCAAAUGAAGGAAGGAAACCGAAACCGCAUGUACUUUGACCCACGUUCGGGAGACGCAACGCUUGUGUUGACACACAUUAUCAGUGAAGACCAAGGAGAAUACUCCUGCGUUGCAUCAAAUCCUGUGGGCGAGGCUAUUGCCAGUGCCAUGCUGAUGCCUGAUGAUUUCUAUAAAAAGCAAGAAUCUGCCAAACCGAAGGAGAAACCGAUCACUCGGUCAAUCCUGUCUGAACUCGCCACGAGAUUAGAGUCGCCGAAGGAGAAGAAACAGUUCUUCCAGACACGUGCCCAUAGUAACCUUGAGAGGAAUCUUGAGAGUCGCCGUGCGGAUGAGGCGCCCCAUGAGGUACCUGUUUACAGGGACCUUGGCGGCGAUAAAGGGGAUUUCAAGGUUUCAACAUUUGAAGAGAGAUUGAUGCAGGAGAUAGAGUUCCGCGAGACUCAAAUCCGUGCCAGCGAGUCGGAGUCCGAAUCCAGAUCUGGAAUGUCUGGCAUGUCUGGACGGGAAUAUGACUCGGACUUCCCAGACGCCGGGACCAGUCCUGCUGGGCCUCCAUCCUCACCUCAUAUUUACCAGAAAUUGAAAGAUUUUAGACUAAUAGAGGGCUCUGAUGCUACAUUUGUUUGUAAAGUUAGCGGCAAUCCUCUACCUAAGGUGCAAUGGUAUAAAGAUGGUAUCUACCUACGUCCGAGCAAGCGGUUGAUGCAGACCAUGAACCGUGAGGGUUACUGCACCCUACGUAUCCGCAUGGCGCUACCCGAAGAUGCCGGCCACUACACCGUGCUCGUCUUGAACAACCUCGGCCGAGAUACGUGCUCGAGUCAACUCUACAUCGAGCGCCUUAAACCUGUUGAAGAUACCUCGUUUGUGGCGCCGGAGACAAUGUCACAGCUCCAUGCGUUGGAAGCUGCAAGAUCAGGCAAAAAACCCGAAGGAGAAGGCGGAAUCUUUGAGAAGCAUUUCAAACCACACUUCCGUAAGAUUCCUGAAGACCAGACCGCCCGAGAGGGUACGAUGUGUCGCUUUGACAGCAUCGUGUCUGGACGCCCGAUGCCUGAGUUCUCAUGGUACAGAGACGGUGUGCAGAUUCACGAUGACCACCUACACAAGGACACACUGAUAACGAACAUCGUUGUGAAUGAGGAAGGCAUCCAUUCUCUUAUCUUCAAUGCUGUCGCCAAGAAGGAUGGCGGCCAUUACAAAUGUAUCGCUGAAAAUCGCGGCGGACAAGAUUCCUUCACGGUCAACCUGAAUGUGUCAGAACGUGAGAGUGUUGCACCACCUCGUUUCAUCGAGAGACUAGAACCUGCCACAGUGCGCGAAGGGGAACCCCUGACGUUCACGUGCAAGGCCUUCGGAACGCCCACCCCCAUGAUGGGAUGGCAACGCGACGGCAAGUCAUUGAUGAACAAGCCAGGUUACCGAGUCGACACCAACGUUGGCCAGUCAAGCCUGACCAUCGAGAGCGUGAGCCGGGAGGACAACAGUUGGUUUCAGUGUUCUGCUAUCAACAUUGCUGGCACUGCCUCCACGAGAGCAAAGCUCAAUGUGAUAGUUGAAACGCGUAGGGUCGAGCCAGAGAGGAAAAUCGUUCUUCCAAAGUCCACUAAGAAAAGGCCUGUACCUGAACCACAACCGGAUUCUCAAAUGUUCGUCAAACCAGUCGAAUCUCCCUUCAGGCCUGUACCUGAGCCACAACCGUACAAGCCGGAAUUUGCCUCCUUUGUCAAACCGGUAGAAACCGCAAAACCGCCACCGGAAAUGCCAUCAUUUGUUGCCACGGCAGCUAGGGAUGUGGCUGAUGCACCACCACCAAGGACUUUGACACCACCAAGGCCCGAACCAGCAAAGCCAGCUGAGCCAACGUGGAAACAUGUCUCACUCAAACAUAUCGAGAUGCCACCAGAGCCAGAAUACGAGGAGUUCGUCCCGCCACCGAGGUCUGAGCCGCAGACGUCUGCCCCGACCACUCCACAGAUUUUGUCAUCAACAGAUCUACUGAUCAGUCCCAUGCCAACGUUUAGGCCUUUGCAAGAAGCUCCAAAAUUCAGGAGCACGCAACCGGAACAGGCGCAAGCAGUCGGACCUGUCCCCCAAAUGCCCACCUUCGUUGCGUACGUACCUGCAACGCUCGGACCUCAGCCUCUGGAACAUAUCGAUGACUACAAGGUCCCGCAACAGCAGGUCGAGCCGCUACACAUUGGGGCGCCACCUUUCAAGCCGGCAGAGGUCACUCCGAGGCCGCUCGGGCGCACCGAGGAACAAGUGCAACUCCAACCGAUGCCAAUGUCGCCAGAGCCUGUCACGCCGUGGCAGUCGACCUUGAAGCAAGUUGGCCAUGUCCCACCACCAGAGCCACAACCGGCCCAGCCAAUACACAUCACUGCACCGGUUUUCAAGGCCCAACCUCAACCGAUACCGCAGCAAGCUCCAGUCCAGCAAACAGUGGAACUUCCCAGGCGAAUCAGGAAGGUACCGCCAACAGAGGUGUCCGAGUUGGAGCUCCGCAUGAGGAGAAGACCACGCGAUGAAGAGCCGAAGGAAUCUCUACAAGAGUUCGUUCUCCGCCAUGACGAGGACGUACCGGAUGCCAAGGACAUGUUUGACAAGAUCAACCAAAAACCUCCCAAAUUCAAGCGACGUAUUAAUGACUUGACGAUGCAGGAGUCCGAGCCGGCUCAUUUGGAGACGCGGCUGACCCCAAUCGGGGAUCCCAACAUGAGAGUCGAGUGGUACAAAGACGGCCAGUUGCUCCGCAGUGGACAUCGUUUCCGUAUCACAUACGACUUUGCAUACGUCGCCUUGGAUCUUUUAUGGACCUACCCGGAAGACAAUGGCGAGUACUAUUGCAAGGCCAUCAAUUUGGUCGGAGAAGAUUUCACAAAUAAAAUUACCAUCGACUGCAAAGCAAAGAAGUCUAUUAUCACAGAGACACAGUUACCAGAGUCUGUUCAUAAGAUUAGUGAGAUGGAGCUGCGUUGGGCCCAGGUUGAGCCACAGCCAGAGGUCAAGGAGCCGACACGACCCGAAGAGGCACCGACAAUUGAAAUGAAACCAGAACCGAUUGAAGUCGAUGAGGGUGAGGCCGUCAAGUUUAUUGUGAAGGUUGGAGGUCAUCCUCGUCCCCGGGUGACUUGGUGGCAUAAUGGCAGCAUCAUUGCUUCAGGAAACAGAUUCCAUGUGUCCUAUGAUGGCAUGAUCCACUACCUCGAGGUGCCCAAACCUCGCGACUACGACACCGGAAACAUCCGUGUCAUCGCCAAGAACCCACUUGGCGAGGCAUAUGCGAGUACCAACCUCACCGUCCGUCCUAAGGAGGAUUGGCGAGCAAGGUUGAAGAAAGUCCCGAAGAAGGAGUUCCUGCCAGAGUUGCACCUGAUUCAGAAGAUGGAACUACGUACACCAGAGCUACAGGAGGCCUUAAGUCGACAGAAAACUUCCAUGGUUGAGUUAAUGAAAGUCGAAAGGGGUAUCCGACUUGAGCCUGAAGAAGUCAAGAAAGCCGAACAGACAAUUCACCUGACGCACUCGACACUCAUGCACACUGAGCCUACGUUUGAGAUGCGUGCCCACAGCCCGACAGUGGAAACAACAACAGAAGUCCACGUCGAACGUGCCAAGGCCCAGCUUCAGAUGGAGGCAGUUGAAUUGGCCGAGGCAGAGACCAAGAGAGUACAGAAGCUCAUCCAACUGGAGCAUAAAGAACCCCCAAUGUUCGCUACUCGAAUCCAGCCCCGCCAUGUCAAGGAGGGCGAGUCUGUGAACUUUGAGGUCAGGUUCUCUGCACACCCGGCGCCAAGCGUGGCCUGGUUCCGCGAAGGAUUCGAGAUUAAGCCGUCUAGAGACUUCCAGAUUACGACGACCGAGGAUAGCAGUGUGCUGCACAUUCCUGAGGCAUUCCCAGAGGAUGCUGGCCAGUACAUGAUUGUGUUGCAGAACCCACAUGGCAAGGCCCACAGCAAGGCUAGGCUGACCGUAAUUGAAGACAUCCCUGAGAAGGAGACACCGCCAGAGUUCCGUGCCCUACUGCGUGACACCAGGGUGAUGGCUGGUGAACCAGCAACAUUCGACUGCCAGAUAGUUAGCAAGCCACAGCCAGAGGUUUACUGGCAGAAGAAUGGCAAGCCCCUGUCUGAAAACCCACGCUGGAAGUUCAUCUCAGAGCCAGAGGAUGAACACUACACACUACUGAUCUAUGAAGCUGUACCCGAAGAUGCAGGGUGCUACGAGUGUUGUGCAGUCACUCCAGUCGGCAAGACCUGUUGUACUGCUAAGCUGAUUGUUGAUGCUGCACCCAAGGUUGCUGAACCUCCAAAGAAACCAGAGGUGAAGGAAGUCAAGGAGCUCCCAGUGGAGACCCCUAUGCUUCUUGAACCCCUGAAGAACCUUGUUGUAGAUGAGGGCACACCUGCAGUAUUCGAAAGCAAGACUACAGGAAAGCCAACGCCAGUGGUAACCUGGUACCUAGGCAACCAGGUGAUCAAGCCGUCCAAGUACUUCAAGAUGACGUCGUCGGCUGGCAUCCACCGUUUGACCAUCACUGAGGCAUUCCCAGAGGACGAGGGAACCUACAAGUUUACCGCCGUCAACAAGGCUGGAGAAGUUACAAGCACUGCCACACUCAAAGUUAACACAAUUGAAAGUGACAUGGAACCGUCGGGAGAACCACCACGAUUCCUGAAAGCUGUUGCCGGCCUGGACCUGAAGGAGGGCCGUCCCGCCCAGUUUGAGGUUGUUGUUACGGGGAAACCUGAACCAACGAUCCAAUGGCUGAGGGAGGGAGAACCACUCAAACCGUCCCCAGACUUCCAGAUGGGUAAGGAAGGCAACAAACACAUCCUAUACAUCCAGGAGGCAUUCCCGGAAGAUUCCGGUAUCUUUACAUGCCGUGCCAUCAACGAGACAGGAAAGGCCGAGUGCGCUGCUGAGCUCUUCGUCGAAGAGGCGCGCAUCUCACCCGAUCGCGUCCAGUUCGAGGAGAGACAUAUCUCAAUGUCUGAGCUGAUGCAGGCGCAGGAACGAGAACAGGAGAUGAGACAGGCGCCCAUGUUUAUCAAGGCCAUGACCCCAGAGAAGUUACUCAAGGCUGGUCAAGUUGCCAAGCUUGAGUGUGUCAUCAGUGCAAUGCCUUUGCCCGCGUACACUUGGUACGUGAACGGGAUGGCGGUCGUUCCAUCACAGAAGUACCGCAUGCUGGAGGAGGGAAACACACUUAUCCUGCUCAUCAGCCCAGUCACACCUGACGACACUGGAGAGUACAUCCUGAUGUUGGCCAACCCUCAUGGAGAGGCCUCUUGCAGGACCAGCAUGACUGUUCAAGUUGAACCACCACAGAAGAGACGCUCAGUUGAUGUAACAACGACAUCCAAGGGACAGGAGCCUGCCAAACCACAGCCAACUAAACCAGUGUUUGUCAAGAUGUUGCCCAAGAAGAUCAAGGCGAGGGAACAUGGCAUUGCAAAACUGGAAGUUGCAGUCAACGCUUACCCACCUCCAUUCAUAGAGUGGUUCGUGAAUGGUAUCCUAAUUAAGCCAUCUCCUCAUUACGAGAUGUUACACGAGGCAGGAAAAGAGGUCCUCCUCAUCAUUGACGUCGGCCCCGAGGAUACCGGAGAGUACACGUGUAAGGUGACGUCAGAUUUAGGCAAGUGUGUGAGCACCGCAACCCUCUACGUCACAGAUAAAGACAAACCAAAGUCCAAAUCGUCGUCACCAACGUUGGAGGAAUCGCCGAUCGUUACUGAGAAGAUGAUUCCGCCCAAGUUCACCGUGGAACUCAUUGAUCAGAAUCCCACAGAUGGGGACGAGAUUACAAUGACAUGUACCGUCACUGGUACCCCGAUGCCGACGAUCUCGUGGUUCCAUGACGAAAGGAACAUAACAGACUCUGAAGAUUUUACCAUUACGUUUGAUAUUGACUCUGGUGUUUGCAAGCUUGUUAUUGUCGAGUGCUUCCCCGAGGACAGGGGAACGUACAGCUGUAUUGCCGUCAACCCUGUUGGUGAAGCCAUGACAAGUUGCACCAUUGAAAUCAAGGAAACAACACUGGAACCUUCGUCUGCAGAUGAAGAAAUUACGGUCGAGAUCGUUCAAAAAGAACAUACUAUCCCGAAACCGCAACGAGAGAAAGUAGCAGUUGAAGUCGCAUUUGAGUCGGUGAAGUUGUUACUCGAACCGACGGUGGAGACUCCAAAGAAGGUAGAAAAGGAAGUCCCUGUUCUGGAUGAAGAAGCGAUUGUUCCAUCCAAACAGCCAGUUGAAGAGUCUGGACUUGUCAUUGACUUGUCGAAGCUUGAGGAAGAACCAAAGGAUGAGCAGGAACCACAACCUGAGCAUAGCGUCACAUUGUCGCUUGAACAGACGCAGCCGAAGACCACUGAUGUUGAUCAGCAAGAGGUCACAUUCAUCCUGCAGCCGGUUGGUGAAUCGAAAACUAUUGAACAGGCUGAAGUUGUUUUCGGUGAACCACAGACAACUACAGAAACUGUUGUCCAUAGGAUUACUAAACAAGACACAACAGACUUGGACGUUACUGUCCAUAAGAAGACGAUCAUUAUUGAAUCGACAGAUAUCCCGCCAACAUUCAUUGUACCACUGCAGCCACGUCUCGCGCAUGACGGCGAGGAGGUCAAGAUGACAUGUCAGGUGACUGGUACGCCGACACCAACCAUUCAGUGGCUGAAGGACGAUGAGGAACUUGAUUCGACCGAUGACAUGAAGUUGAUCCGUGUGCCGGAGACUGGCGAAUGUACUCUUCUCAUCCCUGAUGCGUUCCCUGAGGAUUCUGGUGUGUUCACAAUCAUCGCUACAAACCCUGCGGGAUCGGCCAAGUGUACUGCUAACCUCAUUGUACAACCACCACCACCAGAGGGAACCACUGUGACAACUACCGUCAUUACAAAGAAGGAGUCGAAGGUAGUUCGCGAUGACAGGGUUGUGAGUGAAUCAACAACAGUCGAGAAAUCACCGACAUUUGAGAAAUCUCUCGUGCCAGUGAUUGAGGUCAAUGAAGGGGACACCGUCACCUUGGAAUGCCAAGUUGAUGCCAAUCCCAAACCAGACGUCUCCUGGUAUGUUAACGGCCUGGAAAUCUACCCGUCUUCUCAUAUCGAGAUCUCAAUGGAUGAUGAUGUAUGCACGUUGCGGGUCAAUGAGACACGUCUCGAAGAUGCCGGGGAAUACUUGUGCAAGGUUGAGAAUAAACUCGGCGAAGCGACCUGUAGGACAGUGCUUAACGUCAAGCCGUUGGAGAAGCGAACGCUCGUGAUUGAACCCAGAAAAGAGACUACACAGGAGACGCAAUUCAAGGAGGUAACAAUGGAGAUUCAAGUUGAUCAAUUGAAACAGCAGAUUGCCCCUGAGCCAGAGCAGCAGGUCACGUUUGAGAUCCCGGUGACGGAAGAGAAAAAAGUGCCGGACAUGCCGCCAGAAAUUAUCCGACAUCUUGAGCCGAUCAACGCACAUGAUGGUGAUGAGGUUACGUUCAUCGUCCAAGCGAUCGGAUCCCCGAAACCAACGUUUGAGUGGUACCAUGAAGGUCACCGGAUCCAUCCCAGUAUGGAUUUCCAGAUUACCGUGGAGAUUGAGCAGGGCUUCAGUACGAUGGUGAUUGUGGAGGUCUUCCCGGAGGAUAGUGGUGAAUACACUUGCCGAGCUGUCAACCCCGUUGGCGAAGCUUUCACGACGUGUACGCUGAACGUCAUAAGCUCUGAGGUUGAAGAGCCCCAGCCCCAGGUGACUUCCACAAAGGAGCUCUUCACCGAGAGCAUCACCAUCGGACAGGAGCAACAACUCCCGAGAGAAGUCGAAAUGGAUCUGACCUUCAAGAAACCAAAACCGGAGCGACAAACUUCAACUGUUUCAAUGAAGACGCAACCAGGAUUAGAAUCUGUAAAAAUGGAGGUUGAAAUCAAAGAACCCGAGAAGCAUGUCUCGGAACAGACGCUAAUGCAGACAGUGCAGUUGGUCCCUGAGGAGCAACAUCGACAGGAGGUGUCCUUCGAGCUGCUGCCUGAGGAGAAGCCAGAGGAGCCAAUGGUUGCACCUGAGUUUACCAAGCCGCUGGAGAACAUCAAGGUCAUGGACGGUGAAGAAGUCAACUUCCGUACGACCGUCACCGGCUACCCGAUGCCCGAGAUUGUCUGGUACCACAACGGUCGUGUCAUCAAACCGAGUCCCGACUUUGAGAUCACAUAUACGAUGGAGACUGGCGAUAUCAACAUGUACGUUGCUGAGGUUUUCCCGGAGGAUAAGGGUGACUACGUGUGCGAAGCGACCAACCCUGUUGGGCGUGCUGUUACUAGUUGUUAUCUGGAAGUCAGAGCUUUUGACUACGCCCAUGACAGCCAAGAAGAAGCCUCUGGAACCUCACUCUCUACCGCCAAGGAAGACGAUGAUGAAGAAACAACAUCUACGACCAGGCUUUUCUUCCAAAAGCCAGAAGAGGAAGAUGAGAUUGAGAAGAUUAAGAGCCAGAUCCAGAUGGAGAUGGUGCCAGAAACUCCACUCAUGAUUGUUGCUGAGACUCAAUCUGAAGUCAAGACGCAGCAGAUUACAGAGAUGGUAAUCGAUGGCAAGACCGAGCAGGUCGAGAAGAAAGAGAUUGUCCUCGAGUUUGAACUACCGAAAGAAGCCGGUGUUGAGACUCGGGUCAAGCCUCAGACGACUGAGCACACAGUCCAGUUCACUCAGGAGAUGUCGGUCGAGAUGACCCCUGAGCAACUUCAGCAGAAGGAGAUCACACUGACGAUGCAGAAGCCGAUGACCAAAGAUGUGGAAACUCGUGUCUUGACACAGGAUUUGGAGGCUCCCAAACAGUACACUGAAGAGAUGACUAUCCAGACCACUACUGAGACAGUGCCACACAAGGAGGUAUCCUUUGUUGUGGAGCUGCCUGAAAAAACUGAUAUUCAGUCGCGAGUCUUGACUCAGGAGGAGCGUAGAGAGGAGCAGGUGACUGAAGACUUCACUGAUGGACCCAGGCCCUCUGCUGCUGCACCGACUGAGAUAAGUGUCGAGUUGGGCAAACCCACAGCCAAAGGCAAACCAGCACAGCGUGUUGAGACGACAGUUGAGACCAAGGAAGUUGAAGAGGCCAUCUCUGUAGAAGGUGUGAAGGGAGAAGAGAUGAGCCACAAGAAGAUAUCUGUUGAACUCAAAAAAUCUGCUGUCAAAGGCAAACAAGCCACCUUAGUUCAGACCCAGUUGGAAGUAAAAGAGGGUGAGGAAGUGGCCCAAGUCCAGUUGGUGCCAACUGAAGAAACCAAACCUGAACAAGUCAAGGUUGAACUUGGCAAGCCUACUGCCAAAGGAAAGCCUGCUCAACGUGUCAAGGCAACCACCGAAACCAAAGAUAUAGAAGAAGUGAUUUCGGUUGAGGGAGUCACUAGUGAAGAAAUGAAACACCAGGAGAUCGCAGUGGAACUUCUGAAAUCUGGUAUUGAAGGAAAACCUUCAAUGUUAGUACAGACUCAGUUAGAAGUGAAGGAAGGUGAAGAAGUGAUCGAUGUCCAGGAGGUUACCUCUGAAGAAACAAAACCAGAAGAAAUCACUUUUGUGUUGGGUAAACCCACAGCAAAGGGUAAACCAGCUCAACAGGUUCAAUCUCAAAUGGAAGUCAAAGAGGGCUAUGAAGUCACCAUGGUUGAGGCUGUGCCUCUUGAGGAGACAAAACAUGAAGAGAUUAAUGUUGAGUUGGGUAAGCCUACUUCAAAGGGUAAGCCUGCUCAACGCGUUGAGACUUCAGUGGAGACCAAGCCUGAAGAAGAAGCAAUCUCUGUUGAAGGUGUUACAGGAGAGGAGAUGCAUCACAAGGAAAUCUCUGUUGAGCUUCAGAAGUCUGCCACCAAGGGCAAACCAGAGAUGCUCGUCCAGUUCCAGCUUGAUGUCAAGGAAGGGGAGGAGGUUUUCCAGGUUCAUGAGCUGACCUCUGAGGAAUCCAAGCAUGAGGAAAUCAGUGUCAAACUUGGUCAACCUACUGCUAAGGGAAAACCAGCCCUACUUGUCCAAACCCAGUUGGAGGUCAAAGAAGGCGAAGAGGUAGCCUCUGUUGAUGCUGUUCCUUCUGAAGAAACAAAACAUGAGGAAAUUAGUGUUGAGUUGGGUAAGCCUACGUCUAAGGGCAAGCCUACUCAACGUGUCCAGAUAGCUGUUGAGACAAAGGAAGUGGAAGAAAUUAGCCAAGUCGAAGCUAUUUCAACUGAACAGACCCAACAUGAACAAAUCACCCUUGAGUUAGGUAAGCCCCAAGCUAAGGGGAAACCUGCUCAGCGAGUCAAGCAUGUACAAGAGGUAAUGGAAACUGAGGAAGUUGUGACUGUGGAACAUGUCAAGGGUGAAGAGAUGAAACCAGGCAAAGUCAAGGUUGAUUUGACUAAGUCUAAACAAGACCAGAAACCAGUUACCAGAGUAGAAACACAGAUGGAGACAAUGCGAGAGGAAGAGGUUGGCAGUUCUGAAAGUCCUGUGACUGAAGAAACACAGUCUGAAGAAGUCAAGCUGCAGCUGGCAAAGUCCACCCUGAAGGGAAAACCUAUGACCAGAGCUGAGGUCCAGCAAGAGAUCCGCAGUGUAGAAGAGGUCAUACCUGUUGAAGGAGUCAAAGGUGACGAGAUGAGCCAUGAUGAAGUAAAACUUGAACUUCGAAGAUCUUCCAUUGCUGGCAAGAUGCCAACGCGUGUCCAUACUGUUGAAGAGGUCAGGGAGACUGAAGAGAUCACUGACGUCCAGAAGAUGCCUACGGAGGAAUCGCAACCAACAGAAGUAACUUUUCAGUUGGAGAUUUCUCAGAAAAAGCAAACGUCUGUCCGCAUUGAACCUCAGACUGAAGUCAAAGAAGGUGAGGAGGUCAGUGGUGUUCAAGAAAUUCAGACUACAGAAAUGAGCCCUGAAGAAAUCACUGUUGAUUUGGGUAAAGUUGCAGUUGGAGGAAAACCUCAGGCUCGUGCUGAAACCCAGAUGGAGGUAAAGGAAUUAGAAGAGGUCAUUCCUGUGGAAGGUGUCACAACUGAUGAAACCAAACACGAGGACAGGAAGCUUGAACUCUCCAAGUCUGAAACCCAAAAGAAGCCCGAGACUCGUGUUCAGUUUUCCACUGAGGUCAAGGAAGGUGAAGAAAUCAUGACUGUUGAAAGUAUUUCGACUGAGGAAACUAAACCAGAGGAAAUCACUCUUGAGUUACAGAAACAACAUGAUGUCAAAGGCAAACCUGAGUUGCGUGCUCAGUUUGUACUUGAGGGUCAAGAGAGUGAAGAGAUUCAGCCUAAAUUUGAGAUCGUGACAGAACAAACGAAACCUGAGGAGGUAAAAGUUCAGUUGGGUAAACCCCUAGCUAAGGGAAAACCUGCUCAGCGCAUCAAGCAUGUUGAGGAGGUCAUGGGAACUGAGGAAGUCAUGACUGUGGAACAGGUGACAGGCGAAGAGAUGAAACCAGGAGAGGUCAAAGUUGAUUUGACCAAGUCUAGACAAGACCAGAAACCUGUUACCAGAGUUGAAACGCAGUCAGAAACAAUGCCAGAGGAAGAACUUGGCAGCUCUGAAAGUCCUGUUACAGAAGAAACACAAUCUGAAGAAGUCAAGCUGCAGCUGGCAAAGUCCACCCUGAAGGGAAAACCCAUGACUAGAGCUGAGGUCCAGCAAGAGAUACGCAGUGUGGAAGAGGUCAUCCCUGUUGAGGGUGUGAAAGGUGACGAAAUGAGCCACGACGAAGUAAAACUUGAGCUCUGUAGAUCUUCAAUUGCUGGCAAGAUGCCAAGCCGUAUCCAUACUAUUGAAGAAGUCAGAGAGACAGAAGAGAUAACAGAUGUUCAAAAGAUGCCAACCGAGGAAAUGCAACCAACGGAAGUCACACUCCUGUUGGAGGUUUCUAAGAAGAGCAAGGUGACCGCCCGUAUAGAGCCGCAGACUGCAGUCGAGGCAAGUGAGGAGGUCAGCGGUGUCCAAGAUAUUCAGACUACAGAAAUGAGCCCUGAAGAAAUCACAGUUGAUUUGGGUAAAGUUGCAGUUGGAGGGAAACCUCAGGCUCGUGCUGAAACCCAGAUGGAGGUAAAGGAAUUAGAAGAGGUCAUUCCAGUUGAGGGAGUUACCACGGAUGAAACCAAACAUGAGGACAGGAAGGUUGAACUCUCCAAGUCGGCAACCCAGAAGAAGCCUGAGACUCGAGUUCAGUUUUCCACUGAGGUCAAGGCAGGUGAAGAAAUCAUGACUGUUGAAAGCAUUUCUACUGAGGAAACUAAACCAGUUGAAAUCACCUUAGAGUUACAGAAACAACAUGAUGUCAAAGGCAAACCUGAGUUACGUGCACAGUUUGUACUUGAGGGUCAAGAGAGUGAAGAGAUUCAGCCUAAAUUUGAGAUCGUGACAGAACAAACAAAACCUGAGGAGAUAAAAGUUCAGUUGGGUAAACCCCUAGCAAAGGGAAAACCUGCUCAGCGCAUCAAGCAUGUUGAGGAGGUCAUGGGAACUGAGGAAGUUAUGACUGUUGAACAAGUGACAGGUGAGGAGAUCAAACCAGGAGAGGUCAAAUUUGAUGUGAGCAAGUCUAAACAAGACCAGAAACCUGUCACCAGAGUUGAAACGCAGUCAGAAACAAUGCCAGAGGAAGAAGUUGGCAGCUCUGAAAGUCCUGUGACAGAAGAAACACAAUCUGAAGAAGUCAAGCUGCAGCUGGCAAAGUCCACCCUGAAGGGAAAACCCAUGACCAGAGCUGAGGUCCAGCAAGAGAUCCGCAGUGUAGAAGAGGUCAUCCCUGUUGAGGGUGUGAAAGGUGACGAAAUGAGCCACGACGAAGUAAAACUUGAGCUCCGCAGAUCUUCUAUUGCUGGCAAGAUGCCAAGCCGUAUCCAUACUGUUGAAGAAGUCAGAGAGACGGAAGAGAUAACAGAUGUGCAAAAGAUGCCAACCGAGGAAAUGCAACCAACGGAAGUAACACUCCUGUUGGAGGUUUCUAAGAAGAGCAAGGUGACCGCCCGUAUAGAGCCACAGACUGCAGUCGAGGCAAGUGAGGAGGUCAGCGGUGUCCAAGAUAUUCAGACUACAGAAAUGAGCCCUGAAGAAAUCACAGUUGAUUUGGGUAAAGUCGCAGUUGGAGGGAAACCUCAGGCUCGUGCUGAAACCCAGAUGGAGGUAAAGGAAUUAGAAGAGGUCAUUCCAGUUGAGGGAGUUACCACGGAUGAAACCAAACAUGAGGACAGGAAGGUUGAACUCUCCAAGUCGGCAACCCAGAAGAAGCCUGAGACUCGAGUUCAGUUUUCCACUGAGGUCAAGGAAGGUGAAGAAAUCAUGACUGUUGAAAGCAUUUCGACUGAGGAAACUAAACCAGAGGAAAUCACUCUGGAGUUACAGAAACAACAUGAUGUCAAAGGCAAACCUGAGUUGCGUGCUCAGUUUGUACUUGAGGGUCAAGAGAGUGAAGAGAUUCAGCCUAAAUUUGAGAUCGUGACAGAACAAACAAAACCUGAGGAGAUAAAAGUUCAGUUGGGUAAACCCCUAGCUAAGGGAAAACCUGCUCAGCGCAUCAAGCAUGUUGAGGAGGUCAUGGGAACUGAGGAAGUUAUGACUGUGGAACAAGUGACAGGUGAGGAGAUCAAACCAGGAGAGGUCAAAUUUGAUGUGAGCAAGUCUAAACAAGAUCAGAAACCUGUCACCAGAGUUGAAACGCAGUCAGAAACAAUGCCAGAGGAAGAAGUUGGCAGCUCUGAAAGUCCUGUGACAGAAGAAACACAAUCUGAAGAAGUCAAGCUGCAGCUGGCAAAGUCAACCCUGAAGGGAAAACCCAUGACCAGAGCCGAAGUUCAGCAAGAAACCCGCAGUGUAGAAGAGGUUAUCCCCGUUGAAGGUGUCAAAGGUGAUGAAAUGAGCCACGAUGAAGUGAAACUUGAGCUCCGACGAUCUUCCAUUGCCGGGAAGACUGUUACUCGUGUCCAUACCAUUGAAGAGGUCAGGGAGACUGAAGAGAUCAGUGAUGUCCAAAAGAUGCCAACUGAGGAAACGCAGCCAACGGAAGUUACACUCCUGUUGGAGGUUUCUAAGAAGAGCAAGGUGACUGCCCGUAUAGAGCCACAGACUGCAGUCGAGGCAAGUGAGGAGGUCAGCGGUGUCCAAGAUAUCCAGUCUACAGAAAUGAGCCCUGAAGAAAUCACAGUUGAUUUGGGUAAAGUCGCAGUUGGAGGGAAACCUCAGGCUCGUGCUGAAACCCAGAUGGAGGUGAAAGAAUUAGAAGAGGUCAUUCCAGUUGAGGGAGUUACCACCGAUGAAACCAAACAUGAGGACAGAAAGGUUGAGCUUUCGAAGUCAGAGAUCCAAAAGAAGCCUGAGACUCGUGUUCAAUUUUCCACAGAGGUCAAGGCAGGUGAAGAAAUCAUGACUGUUGAAGGGAUUUCGACUGAGGAAACUAAACCAGAGGAAAUCACUCUGGAGUUACAGAAACAACAUGAUGUCAAAGGCAAACCUGAGUUACGUGUUCAGUUUGUACUGGAGGGUCAAGAGACAGAAGAGAUUCAGCCUAAACCAGAGAUGGCAACUGAGGAAACAAAGCAUGAGGAGGUCACAGUUGAACUUGGUGCACAUGGUGUACAGAGUAAACCAACCACCCUAGUCCAAGCUGUUUUGGAAGUUGCUGAGGUACAGGAAAUUUCUCAAGUUGCUGAACUUGAACAUGAUGCAACAAAACAUGAGGAGAUUACAGUUGAGUUGGGUGCUCCUGAUGUCAAGGGUAGGCCCCAGUUGAUGGUUGGUCCUGUCGAGGAGGCUAUAGAAGGCCAACAGACUGCUGGAGUUGAGGCACUCAAACCUGAUGAAACAAAACAUGAGGAAAUAACUGUUCAGCUAGGUGCCCCAGGUGUUAAGGGCAAACCACAAACGAUGGUUGGUGCCACCACCGAAGGUGUUGAAAGUCAACAAACAAUUGGUGUUGAGGCUCUUAAGCCUGAUGCAACAAAACACGAAGAGGUAACGGUUGAAUUCAGUGCCUCCGGAGUGAAAGCCAAACCAACACAGAUGGUUGAAGCUGUUCUUGAAGUUGCUGAAGGAGAAGCAACUUUCCAGGUUGAGCAACUUAAACCUGACAAGACCACACAAGAAGAAAUCAGCGUGGAAUUCAGUGCCUCUGCUGUCAAACCCAAACCAACGACUAGGGUAAAGGUUGAGCAGACCACACUUGGGCCAGAAGAAACCAAACCGACAGAGCCAGGAGUUGAGGAAGAUAUUAUCCAACCUGCUGAAAUCGUCAGUCAGUUCACACGAGCCAGGAUUCAGGGUGCCAAAGAGGUGAUGGUCACUCUCCAAGACUCCAAAGUCUCGCCUGAAGAUGUCAUAGACACAUUUGCUGUUCAGUUGCAGGAGGCUGCUGCUGCACCAGUUGAUGUCAAACUCACCACAGCUGAAGUUAAGCCCAAGAAGCCCGCCACAGCCAAACCGCAAACAAAGGAAGCUAAAGAAGAAUUGUGCGAAGAGUUCGUUGUACCAAAGGAUGAAACGGAACCUGUUUUCUCUGAGAUGGCCACAGAUCUGUUGGAAGUUUCAGUUAAACCUAAGGUUGAGACUAGACAGAUGGAUGAGGUGUCUGUUGAUCUUACCCUGAAGCCUACUGAGACUGUCGAGGCGGAUUUCCAGAUUACCCCACAACAAGCUCAGAGUGUUGAAGCAGAGUUCCAGAUUGCUCCACAGCAGUCCCAGACUGUUGAGAGUGGUGUGACAAUCGUCCUACAGGCCCCCCAGUUUACGAGCGAACUCCAGGACAUCACUGUCACUGAUGGAUCAGAAGUCACCUUCGAGGUCGCGACGUCCGGUGAGCCAAAGCCAACAGUCAGCUGGUACCAGAAUGGUGUCGAGAUCCAGCCGUCCAAGACGUUUGAGCUGACGCACACGCAGCACACAAGCCAGCUCAUCGUCCAUGAUGUCAUGGUUGAGGAUGAGGGCACGUACAGUGUCAAACUGACCAACGAGGCGGGAUCGUGCGAGACAGCUUGUUUCAUGAAGGUUGUGGAACGACCAAUCCAAACGACGACCAUUGAACUGACUCAGAAAGAUGAGCGGGAGUCUUUCAAACAAGUGGAGGUUGAUAUCGAGGUUGAGUCGACCAAGAAGAAGAAGAAGCCUGAAGAAGUGCCCAAACCAGAGGACCUUCCUGGCACAGGACCUGUAGCUCCCCUCUUUAUCAGCCAACUUACACAACAGACAGUCUAUGAGACUCAACCUGUCACGUUUGAAUGCAGGGUGACUGGUCGACCGAAGCCGGAGAUUACAUGGUACAAGGACAAUAAGAAGGUGAAGAGCACCAAGGAUGUCGUCCUGAAAUACGAGAAAGGUAUCUGCCAAUUAUUCAUUCCACAUGCCAGCCGCCCCGACGAGGCUGAAUACAAAUGUGAGGCCAAGAACAAGGCAGGAAAAGUCUCGACGUGGGCACAACUAUUCGUAGAAAUUGAAACGGAUGAAGCACCCUGGGAUGUUACAGAUUCGGCAAGAAUACCGGAGGAAUUUAGGGCGGAGGUAGCAGUCCUCUCCCCUGAGGAAGAAUCAUUGAACCCAGAAGAAGAUGUACCAGUUGAAACACCCACUGCUCCUGAGGAACAGAGACCUAGCAUAGAUGAGGAAUUCAUCGCUCCAGAUUCACACAAAAUCAUUGAGUCUCCACUAGAUUUCUCUAGCCUUGAUGAAGGUGAUGAGCUUGACCAUGCAGAGGAGAUACCUAAACCUGAAGGUUACAUUGAGGAGAAGCCACAACCAAAGGAAUACUCACUGCCAGAUCUAAGCAAGUUCUUGGAAACCCCUGACGUACCUAGGGAAGACAUUCCUGAUGAGGCGUCUGAGGAAUUGGUUUUGCCGACUGUUCACACAAUUGUUGAAGCAACAAUCAUCUUUCCAGAAGAAGACAGGGUCACUGAAGAUGUUGUGGAAGAAUUCGUCAAACCUUCUGAACACAAAACUGUCAAAUCUCCAGUAGAUUUCUCUGCUUUAGAAGACCAGGAGACCGAAUUUGCUGAAGAGAUUCCUAAGCCUGACAAUUACGUUGAGGUGGUUGUUAAACCCAAUGAAUAUGAAAUCCCUGACUUGAGUGAGUUUGCACUGACUCCUGAUGUACAGAAACCGGACAUUGUUGAUGAAGUCCAUGAAGACAUUUUGGAGCAGACAGAGCACAAAAUAAUCGAAGCGGAAAUAACAUUCCCAGAAGAUGACGAAGUUCCUGAAGCAAGAGAGGAAUUAGUUGAACUAUCUGAACAUAAGAUUGUUGAGGCUCCAAUUGAUUUUUCUGCUCUUGAAGAGGAAGAAGCCGAGCUCGCCACUGAGGAAGAAGAAAUUCCCAAACCUGAUGGAUACGUGGAAGAAGCUCCCCAACCAAAGGAGUAUGAAAUCCCAGACUUGAGCGAGUUUGCUAUAACUCCUGAUGUGCCAAUUAAAGACACAAUUGAUGAGGUCAAUGAAGACUUACUUGAGCCAACUUCUCAUACAAUCAUUGAGGCUCCGAUUGUAUUCCCUGAAGUUGACGAAGCACUUGUAGAUGACAAAGCACCUUCUGAACAUAAGCUUGUAGAAUCUCCCUUAGAUUUGUCUACAUUGGAUGAAGAAGGAAAGGAUGAAUUUGAAGAGGAGAUUCCAAAGCCAGAAGGUUACUUGGAAGAAACACCUAAACCAAAGGAAUAUGAAAUACCUGCAAAUAUCGGGGAGUUCGUUGUUACGCCUGACGUACCUGUUACAGACACUGCUGAUAUAGCUGGGGAAGAUUUAUUAGCCCCAACGACACAUGUUGUCAUUGAGGCCCCAAUUAUUUUCCCUGAAGACAAACCACUGCCCGAAAUUGACCAGUCAGCUCUCGCCCCCACGGAACAGAGGGCCAUUGAAUCCCCUUUUGAUUACUCUGACUCAGAUUCAGAGGGUGAAGCGCCAAAGUUUACUAUCCCACUGCAAGACCAAGAAGUAGAAGAAGGUGAUAUGACGUACUUUGACUGCAGAGUCGUGGGUCGACCACUUCCGGAAGUCUCUUGGUUUGUUGACAACCAAGAGGUUAAGGACGAUGCUGUCUACUCAGUGCAGACAGACCAGGAUGGUAAUUGUACACUCGAAAUCAAGGACACUGUCAUUGAGGAUGAGGGGCAUUAUGUGUGCCAGGCGGUCAACCCGUAUGGCAGUGCUACCACCAGGGCGGAAUUGUUCGUGAGAGUUGUGACUGAGUCGGAAGGAGAGCAAUCACCAAGACCAGAGACUCUAGAGACUACGUUGGAUACCCCCAAGGUCCCAGAGGUAUUCCAUGUAGAGGUCGCCAUCCCCAGUGCCCCAGAGGUAGAGGAAGACCUACUAGAACCUACAAAGCAUAAAAUUGAGGAGACACCGAUCACGUGGCCAAAAGAGGAGGGUGAAGCGCCAAAGUUUGUCAUAGAGCUCGAGGAGUUGGAGGUCGAUGAAGGCAAACCUGUAGUCUUUGAAUGCAAGGUCACUGGCAACCCGACGCCUGAGGUCACGUGGUAUGUCGAUGAUGAAGAGUUGAAGGAUACAUCAGUCUACAUCACCAAGAUGGACAUCGAUGGACUCUGCACGUUGGAGAUUCGAGACGUAUUCCAAGAUGAUGAGGGAGAGUACAUGUGCAAGGCCAUCAACCCGCUCGGUACUGCCACAACCGUGGCUGAACUGUUCAUCAGAGAAAAACCCGAGCAAAAGAAAGCAGUUACGAAGGAGCCAGUGCCUGCUCAAAAAUCUGAGGACGUUGAGGCAGCAUUUGCCGCUCUUCUCGAAGACAUGCCAGAGGCAGCACCAACAAAACACAAAGAAGCCACAGUUGAAGCGGAGUUUGAGAUCAAGCCGGACAUUCAGCCAGUCGUUGAGACUGGUCUGCAACUCGAUCUCGGCAUAGUAGAGGAAGAAGCACCGAAGCCGGAAAAAUCCGCUCCAGAGCCAGAGGAUGUCGCGGCUUCCCUGACUUUGGAAAAGAAGAAACCAAAGCCUGAGGAACCAAAGAAAACAACCAAAUCCAUCAAACCGAAGGUUCUCAAGGAAUUGCCCACGACUAUGGAGGUCCCGGAUGCCUCCGAGGCCACCCUAUCCUGCGUCAUUGAAGGGAAGCCCAAGCCGGAGAUAUCCUGGUACCAUGAACAAGAGGUCAUUGAGAAAUCAGCCGACUUUGUUCAGACGUAUGACGAUAGGAAUCAGGCGAGUCUGACGAUUAAGGAAGUCUUCCCAGACGAUGCUGGCGUUUACGUCAUGGAGGCGGCAAAUGAAGCCGGGAAGGUGACCUCAGCUACAGAACUGAUUAUAACUGAAGAGCAACCAACCACAGGUGACUUUAGAGGUCAACUCAAGACUGAAGUGACUACUAAGGUUGGCGUGCAAUACGACGUCGUCCAGAUGGACUUCAGACACAUGCUGAAGCCACCUGAUGUGAAAUCGAAGAAAUUUGAGGAAGACUUGAAACCUGAAAAGAAAAAGCCAGAGGAAACGUCCCACGAGGAAGUUGAUGCUGACUUCACCCUCCCCGCGCCAACCAAACCCAAGUCGGAGGAGGUCGAUGUGUCCAUCACGUUACCCGUGCCGCCAAAGUUCGUCAAGGGAAUCAAGACACAGGAACUUCCAGAGGGAGCCACUGCUGAGUUCACCGUCGAGGUGGACGGCAGCCCAAUUCCUGAUGUUAACUGGUACCUGAACGGCAAAAUCAUCAAAGAAAGUCCCCACUACAAAAUCACCGUCAGUGAUGACCGUCGAACUGUCUCACUCCUCAUCGUUGACAUCACCAUCGACGAUGAUGCGGAAUACACCGUCAAAGCCAAAAACCCAUCUGGCGAGGUCUCCAUGACUGCGGAACUGAUUGUUCUACCCGCUGGCGAGUCACCGGAGUUCAAAAAGAAGUUGACAGAUGUGGAUGCGACGAUUGGUUCCACGAUAACGCUGGAAUGUCUGGUGACUGGAUCGCCACGGCCGCAGAUAACGUGGCUCAAGGACGGGAAGGAGAUCAAGCAGGAUAAGAGAAUGAGGUUCGACUACUUAGAAGAUGGUACUAUCCGUCUGACCAUCACCAACUCGACCGCAGACGAUGAGGGCGACUACACCGUGAAGGCCGUCAAUGAAAUCGGCAUCGCGAAGACCUCCUGUGAGGUCCUCAUUAAUGAACCACCAACAUUUACGAAAAAGCUCAAAGACAUUGAAACAAAACAGAACACUACCGUACACUUCGAGUGUGAAGUUACCGGUGUACCGGACCCAACUGUGUCAUGGUACAAGUCGGAAAUCAAACUCGAACCUAGUGAGAAGUACGUGAUAACACAAAAGGAAGACACUUGUGUGUUGGACAUUCCCAAUACUGUUUGUGAGGAUGCCGAAACGUAUAUUUGCAAAGCGACCAAUUCGGUUGGGGAAGCCACGACGUCUGCCACGCUCCGUGUUCAAGAUGAGAUUGAAGGAGGUGAACCCGCAAAGGUCGUUGACGGCCCCAAGAAAGUGUACGCCGAGAAAGGCACAGAGAUUACAAUCACAUGCACCAUCAAGGGUACACCGACGCCCUCUAUCAACUGGGUGAAGAAGCGCAAACCGUUCCUGAAGCCGAGUAAGAAGUUUGUGAUGGAGUCCACAACGACGACUGCGACCAUCACUGUCAAGGAUUUGAAGAAGGAUGACUUCACCAACUUUAUCCUGGUUGUGGAAAACCCACUUGGCAAGGACUCCUUUACCGUGGAAGUCAUCGAAGGACUAGAACCAGAGAAGGUCGCAGUCCAGGAAGAGAAGGUCGUGCUCAAAGUGCCCCCUACCGGUAAAGCUCCUGAGUUCGUUCUAAAGAUAAAGACGAAGCAUGUCGUAGAGGGUGAGACCGCUGACUUCACAUGUGAGGUCGUCGGCGAGCCAAAACCCGAGGUCAUUUGGGAAUACAACGAAAAAGAAUUGGAUGGUGGACGGUUUAUGUUAUUUGAAGAAAAUAACGUCCACCAGUUAGAAAUUUAUGAUAUUGCACCAAAGGAUGCUGGGAAAUUUAACGGGGAGGCGGAAUCGCAUGAUGAUCUUGUUGCGGGACAAAAAGGCGAACCGCCAAAGUUCAUCCUAGACAUACAGACAACCGAGACGAAACCUGGCGAUCAGGCCAAAUUCUUCGGUAAACUGACCGGUAAACCGCGACCGGAUGUCCUGUGGUACAAAGAUGGCAAAGAGAUACUGAAGUCUGAGAACCGGUUCAUGAUUGAGUAUGGUUCUGAGGGCGAUGUGUCCUUGAUCGUGCUCGAGGUCGUACCGGGUGACAAGGGGAAAUAUGAUUGCGAGGGUACAAAUGAGGCAGGAAAAGCUGUCAGUUCAGGCGAUUUGAAAGUCAAAAAACCAAAGAAGGAGGUUGACACCCCACCCAAGAUUGUUAAGAAACCCGAUGAAGUUGUGGGUGAAGAGGGUGAGAGGUCUACCAUCAUGUGUAACAUCACUGGUAAACCAAGGCCCGAAGUCAAAUGGACCAAAGGCCUAAAAGAGCUAAAGGAAGGUAAACUCUACCACAUGGAGGACUACGAUGAUGCCUAUUGCUUCGAAGUCAAGAAGACUACCAAAAAUGAUGAGGGGAAAUACACAGUUACUGCCGUCAAUAAAGUCGGCAAGGACACUGCGACGAUUCCCAUCACUGUCAAGCAAGUGGAGAAACCUCCACCAAAGUCUCCUCAGAUCCUCCGCCACAAGGAACAGACCAAGCCACCCAAGUUUGUGGAGACGCCUGAAGACAUGACCAUCGAAGAGGAAGACAAUUUCACCCUGAAGGCUAAGGUGACAGGUGUACCAAGACCUGAUGUCUCCUGGCUGAGGGGUGAAGAAGUGAUCAAACCGACCAAGCAGAUCAAGAUGACCUAUGAAGAGGAGAACUGCGUCCUGCGAGUGCUCAAGGCCCCCAUGGGCUUCGCUGGAGAGUACACCUGUAAUGCGUCCAACCCUGUGGGUGAGGACACGUGCAAAGCUAAUGUCACUAUCAAUGAAUACACCGAGGCCCCAGAAUUCACACGGGAGUUGACCGACACCGAGGUGAGGCAGACUAGACCAGCCAAGAUGGAAUGCCAUGUCACAGGUGUACCCACACCCGAGUGCACUUGGUUCGUGGAUGAUAAGCCCCUAGAAGUAGACGAACGUGUGAAACUGACUAGCAAAUACGACAAGAGAGAUGACACGACUGUGUUGACGCUCGUUGUGGAGAAUGUCAGUCCUGAUGACAAUGCCACCUAUAAGUGUGUGGCAAAGAAUUCGGCCGGAGAAGCUGUCACGGAAGCUCAGAUCAUUGUUGAAAUGAAGAAAGAAUCGCCGAAGUUCAUCAAGAAACCGGAGAAUCUUGAGAUAUACGAGCAUGAGGACGCCGUAUUCGAAUCUGAAAUCAGCGCUGUCCCGAAACCGACCGUCACUUGGAACAUCGGUGACAAGCAAAUCAAACCUGAUGAGAGACACCUAAUUACCAGUGAGAAACAAGUGUAUAGGUUCACAAUCAAGGACGCCAAGGUCAAUGAGACCAACAGCUAUACUGUCAGGGCGAAAAACGAUGCGGGUGAACAGUUUGCCCAGGGCAGACUCAAAGUUUUGCCAUCAAAGCCACCCAAGUUCACUCAGCCCAUCAAGGACAUUAUCUCCCCUGAACACAGACAAGCUAAGUUUGUGUGUAAGGUGAUUGGCACCCCUGCUCCAAAACUCACUUGGUUCCUGAAUAGUGUCCAAUUAGAGGAGACAGAUAAAAUCAAAUUUGUUUAUGACAAGAAAUCCAACACUCAUUCGUUAGUCAUCGAUGACACCCUUCCGGAACUGACAGGACCUGUCAAGUGCGUUGCCAAGAACUGUGCUGGCGAGGCGACUUGCGAGGCCAAGUUGACCGUCUGCGGACGUGCCCCGACUUUCAUCGAAAAGCCCAUCAAAUGUACUGUCAUGAAAAACCAGACCGCCAUUUUCAAGACCAAGAUUGAUGGCGACCCAACGCCAAAACUGAUCUGGUCCAAAGGAAAGUUCACCACUUUCAAAGAUGGCGGCCGCAAUAAGGUUUACUAUGACGAUACAAUUGACAUGUACGUGAUCGAGAUAAGUAAGAUCGUCGAAAAAGACGCGGGAACGUACACUUGUAAGAUUAGUAACGAACAUGGCGCGGAUGAUUGCUCCUGUACGCUAAUCGUUACGGAUGAUGAGAGCCUCGUCACAGACUGGCAGGAUCAGCUCAAGAAAAUUGAGAUUGAGGAGAAACCUCAAGUUGCUGAUGAGGUGGACUUCGGCACUCUCAAACAUGUCGAGAUGGAAGAAGACAUCAUUGCGCCUGAAAGAUCAGCGCCCGUCUUGUCAUCGUUUGAGGUGUCUGACACCCAGAAACCUGAAUUUGAACGCCAUGAGGCAGAAGACCUCGACUUUGAUUUCAAACCCAUGGACUUUAGCACCCGGGAGCGUUCUCCCCUCCGUCUUGAUGAUCGCGAACGCGAAGUCAAGCCGGAGGAGGAGAUCGUGCCCGAGGUCGAGAAAGAGUCCUACCAGCGCCCCCCGCAGGACGCACCUGAGAAAAAGGAGGAAGAUUUUGGCCUUGAGAUCCCACAGGUCAAGUGGGAGUUCAUUAAGAAACUUGAAGACCAAACCGUCCCAGAAAAAACCUCUGCCGUUUUCGACUGCGAGGUAACAAUCAAGGACUUCGACGUCGAUUGGUACGUCAACAAUGCCAAGGUCGAGCCCGGCCCGAAGUACCAGGUGGACAUGGAUGGCAAGAAGCACACUCUGAUGGUCAACAUGUGCCGACCAGAAGAUGAAUGUGAGGUGAAGUGUGCCUUUGGUGAUGCAAAGACUACUGCCAAGCUGUUUGUCAUUCCUAAAGUCUUCGAAUUCACCUCGCCUCUUAAAGACAUCACAGUCAAAGAAGACGAGACCGCCAUCUUUGAAUGUGAGGUCAACGAUGAGGAAGCUGAGGUCACCUGGACUGUCAAUGGAAAACCGAUCAAACCGGAUGGAGAGAAAUACGAAGUUAUCGUUGAUGGUUUGGUGCGCCGGUUGGUGAUCCACGAUGCUAAGGAGUCUGACGUUGGAAAGGUCCAAGCGACGCUACCCACUGCUGCAACUGAUGCUAAGCUCAAUGUGGAAGCAGCCUGCGCAGACUCCUCAAGCUCCUCCUCAUCUUCCUCGAGUGAUGCAGAAUGCUUCUAUGAGGAACCCAUCACACAAGUCACAGUCUGCAAACCUGAGGCAGAACCUGAUUUCCAGAGCCCUCUCCUUGAACCCAGAGGUUUCAGACAGCUGAGCAGCUCCGAUGAUGAUUCAAAACUCGACUCGUUCUAUUCUGUUGAGUCUGGUCACGACACUGAGCCAGAGGUUGAAGAAAUUGUCAUUAGAGCUGGGCCAGAAAGGAAAGAACUUCCUAAGAUGGACGCUUUCGAAGUCUUUUUGAACUUUCAAAAGAUAUCUAGUAGUAGUUCAUCCAACAUGAGCGAUUCAGAUGCGAUAGAAGAAGAAAGAAUUGCACCAACGCAAAAAGAAGUUGAUAUUUCUGGCAUUUUAGUUUGGCCUUCUGAUGAUGAUGUAGACAGGGUGACUUUGAGAAGAAAAUCAUCAUCUUCAUCAUCUUCCUCAUCCUCAGAUUCCCAAGAUGAGUCAAAAGAGAAGGAAAAGCUACACGAUUCUGACAUUGAGAAGCCACUUUGGGUCAAGGUCAUAGCCAAGAAAAGCUCUAGUAGCUCAAGUUCAAGUUCAGACUCUGAUGAAAAGUCUAAGCUCAGUGGAAAAUUACCUGAGAUUUCAGUUCCUGAGGUCAUGGUCAAAGAUGAGGUCACAGUCAGACGAACUAGCUCAAGUUCUAGUUCAGAUGAAAAUGUAAAAGAUAGUAUACAUGGGGGUACAGUUGAUAUCAAAGCUAAAGGUAUGUCUUUUGAUAGUGCAUCUGAAUCAGAGAGUGAGGAAAGUGAGGUAAAUUCUAUCUUAGAAAAUGAAAAUGUUAUUGAAUCUAAAGUAGAAUCGGUACUGGAAGAGGAUGAGUUGGAAAUAUCUGGCGAGGAGGGGGUGGUAUCUUCAGAUACUCCAGGUGAAAUCCAGCCAGACUCAAAAUAUGCCCGCAAAGAUGACCUGUUUUCACCAUUGGAACAUGGCGUUCUUGAAUUUCCUUUGUCUGCCUAUGAGAAAGAGGAGCAGCCUGUCUUCUCUGAAGUAUCGGAAAAUGAGGAACAGUUCCUGGAUCUUUGCAGCUCUACCUCAAGUAACUCAUGUUCAGAGUCAGACUACAUGAAAGUGGAUUUACCACUUAUGCGCAGCUCACCAGUACAACGAUCGAGCCUCGAUCAACUCAGAUUGACACCGAGUUGCGAUACAAGUUUUGGUGAGGAACCAGAGUUGAGAGACUUGUCAUAUGAGGAUAUGGACCUACCGGUAUCCUAUCCGCAGGCAGAGAGCAUUCCUGAAGAAUCGUCCACAGAGAAAGAACCUUCGUUGGCUUCAUCCAUGCUCGUUGGACUGAAAGGAACACCUCCAAGGACGCCUACAUUGUCAGUCAUCAGGCAUCCAUACAGCCCAUCAAGCGAACCAGAAAAGUUAGGUGCACAUUCCCUUGAUCCAGCACUCGCCUACCUACAGAUUGAGUCAUCCAAAACUCCAGACCUUAUACAAAAACAACCAGAAUCAGAGCAAACCAGUUCGGCAGAUGAUAAACUUGUCCAAGAACAGGUUCGAGAGGAUUCUCCAUUUAGAGCAAUCAGUCCACAUACACCAACUAGUACUAGCAUAGAUAUCCCAAGGAGUCCCAAGGCUGUUCGCCCAACUCUGAAAUCCAAGCCAUUUGUAAUACAAGAUGUGAAGUUGGAUUUGUCCUCACCAGACUCUCCUGACAGUAAGGGACCAGGGGGUGAGAUGGAAUGGGAUCUCCCAACUCAGGAAGACAUACAGCCUGAGGGGGUUGGAUUGGUAGACUCUGGGGUGGAACCUGGGAGUCUUCAUCCACUGUUUGUGUUGUCUAAGGAGGACAUUGAACCAUUCUGCAAGCUACCAUAUCCAAUGGUCAUUUCUCAGCAACCCACAGAGAGAAGUGAAGGCUUUCUCCAGUUUGAAAGGCCCGAUCUUCCUGAAGUUGAUGUAGAGCAAGAUGAGGCUUUUGAUCCAAGAGGAAUGCUAAGAACUGAACAGACUUAUGAGGUUGACAACACGACUGAUUAUGCACCAGUUGAAUUCCUCGUCCACAUGCCUGAUGGAAAAAUGGGUUUGAAGUCUUCAGACUACGAAAUGACAAUGUUCCGUCCAAAAGGGGAAUUCGAAAAUGAUGUCAGUGAAUCUAGCUCAAGUGAUGAGUUCACUGAUGAUGAUGAUGACAGAGAUAGGAACGUCAGUCUGAUAUCCAAGUCUUAUGUAGAUGUGGCUGCAACUGUUGGAGAGAUGGGAGAGCUGGAAUUCAGAAUACCCGUGGAGAGUGGGGAAGGUGUGAUUGCAAUGCUGGCUGAUCAGCCAGGGGUGGGGUUAGGAGAACCAAGAUCCAGACACGACCCUUAUCAGGCUGCAACUGAAGAUCCAAUGCUGUAUAGGUCUGAGACAAUGCUUGAUUAUGAUCCAUUUUAUGGGCCUGAGUCAUUGGAAUUCAUGAUUGGGCUUUCUGAAGGGACAAUUGACCUGCGCCCUCAUCGAGGAGUCCUGUUGGAUGACAUACGAGAGGAGAGCGACGAAAACAGUGUGCACUCCAAGGCUGACAAUAGGGAGGAUAGCAAUGCUGAUCAUUCAGGUGCACUCAACUAUUCCUUCAGCUCAGAUUCCGAGGAUGUGACAGAGUUCAGGGAUGAACUGGAUGUUAGAAUUGAAGAUGACACUUUCAGUAGUGAUAUGGAGUAUGCUUCAGAUGAAGCUGCUGUGAAUGAGCCAUCAAAUGACAUUGUGUUGACAUCACCAGAAGGCAGUUCAUCUCCCAUCACCAUCGCUGAACUAGUCCAACAUGACCAAAUCUUGCCUACGUUUCCCCCUCAAGAGUCACCCCGCAUGUCAGAACACUCUACCUCACCCUCAUCUUUGCAUUUAGAAGAAGAAUGCCCAUCCUCUGCUCAAGUGAAGGAGCACCUUUCCUUGUCCACUGAGGAUCAUCUUCCCUCGUCCGCCUCCGACGAGGAAGCCUCAUCGGAUCACUCCUUAUCAGUGCAUGUUGAUCUUCCUUCUGUCUCUUCACAACUUGCCGCUGAAAAACCUGAUUCAAAAGAGAGAGCUACUGAGCCAAUCCUAGCUGAAGAGGUCAUUCAACCAGAGCAGUCAGCCCCAGUUAAACAGGAACCUGUUGCCGACUUCCUCUCACCCCUGAAAGACCAGCGGUGCAUGGAGGGAGAAACUGCCACAUUCAGGUGCGAGACUACCCACGCGGGUAAGAAGGUCACAUGGCUCAAAGACGGCAUUGAGAUUAAACCCGACGAGCGCUUUGUCAUCAAGGACACGGGCACUGAACACACACUGACGGUCAAGGACACUGUCUUGUACGACGACGCCACCUAUACAGCGGUUCUGGGAUCAAAACAAACUUCUGCAAAAUUAGUUGUAGAAGAGGAGCCAGUAGUUAUCACCGUCCCGCUUACCGACCAACACUGCAUAGAAAAAGACAAUGUCACUUUCGAGUUCGAAGUUUCAAAACCCAAUGUUCCCGUCACUUGGUACAAGGAUGGUAAAGAGAUAGUACCAGAUGCACGCCACCAGGUGGUAGUGGAUGGGAAGGUACAUCGCUUGGUGCUGCGCGGUGCGGAGAUUGACGAUGAAGGGGAUUAUACUGCAAAGGUCAAGGAUGUCGAGACGAGUGCCAAGUUAUUUGUGGAUGGUGAGUUCUGGGAGGAAUCACCGAUAUGAAUCUG